GAUGAAAAUAAAAGUUCGUCUGUCGAGUGUUGUUGACACGCUUGUAAAAAGGCAACCGUUUCAAACUAGGAAAAUGGCACUCACCGAACUUGAAGAACUAAAAAAUCAUUUUAAAACACAUACUCGUGUCCGGGAAGUUACUGCCCAUUCGGCGAAAGUUCACACGGUUGAUUGGAAUUGCGAUGGAAGACGAUUAGCCUCGGGUUCCUUUGACAAAACGGUGUGCCUCUUCACUGUGGACAGCGACAGACUGGUUAAGGAACAGACGUUUUCUGGACACAAUGAUAGUGUUGACCAGUUAUGUUGGCAUGAAACCAAUCCUGAUUUACUCAGCACUGCCAGUGGUGACAAAACAAUGAGAGUUUGGGAUGCAAGAAUUAAAAAAAACAUUGCAACAGUUAACACCAAGGGAGAAAAUAUCAACAUUACCUGGUCACCUGAUGGUAAUUCCAUCGCCGUAGGCAAUAAAGAGGAUCUCGUCACUUUCAUUGAUGCCAGAACUUUCAAAAUAAGAAUGGAAAAUCAAUUCAAGUUUGAAGUUAAUGAAAUAGAAUGGAACAAGGCCAGCAACCUAUUUUUCUUAACGAGUGGGCAAGGCUGCAUCCACAUAUUAGAUUACCCAGAGCUGACGACGGUACACGUAACACAGGCUCACCCUGCCAACUGCAUUUGCAUCGAAUUCGAUCCGACUGGACGGUAUUUUGCCACUGGGUCAGCCGACGCCCUGGUCUCGCUGUGGGAUGCCGAUGAAAUCGCUUGUUUGCGCACUUUCUCGAGGUUGGACUGGCCAGUCCGCACCCUGAGUUUCAGUCACGAUGGAUCUAUGCUAGCGUCGGGGUCAGAAGACUUGUUGAUUGAUGUCAGCCAUGUAGGCACCGGUGAACGUGUUAUAGCCAUUCCAGUGGACACACCAACUUUCACAGUCGCCUGGCACCCACGCUCUCAUCUACUUGCCUACGCCUGCGACGAUAAAGAUGACGGAAAUCGAGAUGCUGGAACAGUGAAGCUCUUUGGUCUCUCUAACGAGUGAUGGCCCAGUGGAAUCGGUGGUUAAGCUUCACGUGUUUUAUACAGCGUUUUUUUUUUCUCUCUCCUUA
This is a messenger RNA of Daphnia magna, 1097 nucleotides long. It is a transcript of the gene tex, whose product is annotated as THO complex subunit 3. Gene Ontology annotation, biological process: mRNA export from nucleus. Lineage: Eukaryota; Metazoa; Arthropoda; Branchiopoda; Diplostraca; Daphniidae. Gene Ontology annotation, cellular component: THO complex part of transcription export complex. The record is from RefSeq and is a predicted model, not a curated record. Bases 2 to 1030 code for a protein of 342 amino acids. Gene Ontology annotation, molecular function: protein binding. The transcript is spliced from 5 exons.